Haemorhous mexicanus (house finch) is the source of this 1839-nucleotide messenger RNA. RefSeq names its product tRNA mitochondrial 2-thiouridylase (gene TRMU). Gene Ontology annotation, molecular function: sulfurtransferase activity. Gene Ontology annotation, biological process: tRNA wobble position uridine thiolation. NCBI's taxonomy places the organism in Eukaryota, Metazoa, Chordata, Aves, Passeriformes, Fringillidae. Bases 250 to 1392 code for a protein of 380 amino acids. Gene Ontology annotation, cellular component: mitochondrion. The transcript is spliced from 11 exons. The record is from RefSeq and is a predicted model, not a curated record.
GCUCAGCCGCCCCUCGGGCCCGUGGAGCGGCCCCAGGCCGGGCAGGGCAGCGCGGACAGCCGGGCACCGCGGGGGCGGCAGAACGGCCGUAAAAGAGCGGGCGGGAGAUGUGACUUACCGUGGCCUUAGGUUGCUGGAAGAGCUUGGAUUAGCUAUUACCGAGAGCAAAAACCAGCUGUACAGUAACUGUACUGUAAAACGUAGCACAGGGCUGCUCACGUCUUUGGCUACCAGGUGACAGGUGUGUUUAUGAAGAACUGGGACCCUCUGGAUGAGCAGGGAGCUUGCUCCAUUGACAGAGAUUGUGAAGAUGCCUAUCGGGUGUGCCAAAAGCUUGAUAUCCCGUUUCACCAGGUUUCCUACGUGAAGGAAUACUGGAAUGAAGUAUUCAGUGACCUCUUAAAAGAGUAUGAAUUGGGAAGGACUCCUAAUCCUGAUAUUUUGUGUAACAAGCACAUCAAAUUCAACUACUUUCUGCAUUAUGCUAUGGAUAACCUUGGAGCAGAUGCAAUUGCUACUGGACAUUAUGCCAGGACCUCACUGGAGGAUGAGGAAGUGUUUCAACAGAAACAUACUAAAAGACCACAGAAGCUUUUCAGAAACCGUUUUGAAGUUAGAAAUACUGUGAAACUCCUUCAAGGGGCUGACCUCUUUAAGGACCAGACCUUCUUUCUAAGUCAGAUUUCACAGGAUGCUUUGAGAAAAACCAUCUUCCCUUUAGGGGAUUUAACAAAAAGUUUUGUAAAGAAGAUAGCAGCAGAACAUGACCUUCAUCAUGUGCUAAAGAAAAAAGAGAGUAUGGGGGUCUGUUUCAUUGGUGAAAGAAACUUCGAAAAUUUCCUUCUUGAGUAUUUGGAACCUCAGCCUGGUAACUUUGUUUCCAUUGAAGACAAGAAGGUGAUGGGAAGACACAAAGGUUGGUUCCUCUUCACAAUAGGCCAGAGGGCUCGGCUGGCAGGCCUCAAGGAUGCUUGGUUUGUUGUAGACAAAGAUGUCAGCACUGGAGAUGUCUUUGUGGCACCAUCAAGAGAUCACCCCGCUCUGUACCGAGACCUGCUGCGGACAAACCGCGUGCACUGGAUCGCAGAGGAGCCGCCGGCAGAGCUGGUUAGGGAGAAGAUGAUGGAAUGUCAUUUCAGAUUCCGGCACCAGAUGGCACUGGUGCCUUGUGUCCUGACUCUAAACCAAGAUGGGAGUGUGUGGGUAACACUAGUGAAGCCAGCAAGAGCUAUCACACCUGGACAGUUUGCUGUGUUCUACAAGGGAGAUGAGUGCCUGGGCAGUGGGAAGAUCCUGAGGAUGGGCCCAUCAGUGUAUACCUUGCAACAGGGCAAAAACCGAGAGGAGAGUCCAAAGAAGGAAGAGAUUGACAAAAUAGAACCAGCAACAUAACACCUGGGAUUGUUUAUUGAAGGACUUUGGAGAAUUUGCUGCCUGAGAACAAGAAAAACUGUAAUAAAUGUGGUUCAUAAGGCCAGUUAACCAGAGAGUCCCAGCUCUUGACUGUUAGCACUGAGGGAGUUUAAAACUAAAGCCAGUUUGGUGCAAUUUAGCUGGGCUGUAUGGUGCUGUUUAUAUUAAUACGUAUCAAGGGAUGUCCUAAGGUGUUCUGUAAUAGUGGUAACACAUACAGGAAUUUUAAUACAAAAAUCAUGGCUGAAAUAAUAAAUCUGUCUCUCAUGUGUAAGUGAAAUGCCUUUUCUUCCCUUCCUUAAAGGUACCUGUCCUUAGUAAAGUACAUAUGUUAUUUUACACUAGAUGUAUGUUUGUGCUUUGAACUCUGCAAGAGGAAUGAAUGAUGUUUAAAUUUAGCAUUUGGAAUGAACUCCAGGCAGCAGA